Molecule: messenger RNA, 3182 nt
Organism: Solea senegalensis (Senegalese sole)
Lineage: Eukaryota; Metazoa; Chordata; Actinopteri; Pleuronectiformes; Soleidae
Product: serine/threonine-protein kinase NIM1-like
Exons: 5
Coding region: 1449-2753 (434 amino acids)
Biological process (GO): microtubule cytoskeleton organization; intracellular signal transduction; protein phosphorylation
Cellular component (GO): cytoplasm
Molecular function (GO): ATP binding; tau-protein kinase activity; protein serine/threonine kinase activity
Source: RefSeq, a predicted model, not a curated record
UUGAGUUUAGAGGUCAGCCACGCUGACAAGCUGCUGCUGCUGCUGCUGCUGCUGCUGCCGAACGAAGGUGACCAGAGUGUGUACGCUUUAAUCCAAUCAGAUGUCUGCAGAGAGGAGGAGGAGUGAGAGGGUGAGGGGGUGAGAGGGUGAGUCCUGUUCCUGGAAUCAAACCCUUCACAUCAAAGGCCUCGUGAAAGUGUUUUCCCACGUUUACUUCCUGCUUUUAUUCAUUUGUUUGUCUUUAUUUACUUCAUGGAUUGUAAAGUAAAAGUAUUCCGUGAUCCUGGUUUAUUGAUUGAUUUUUUAAGCUCAAUAACUUCAGUUCACGUGAUCAGUUUCCGCGGUUAAUUGCUUAAUUUAGCAUAUUAUCAUCAACUCAUAUUUGACGAUAUCGAUAUUAAGCCAAUGUUCUUUUAAAAUGUGGUUUUAAUUGUCUGAGUGAAUGAUAACUCGUUAAUCGUUAGUUAAGGAAACAACUCGGACAAAGGAUUGCCUUUAAACUUAACGAUUCAAGUAGUAAUAUUCAAAGGCAAAAAAUGCUGUAUGUGAGAACUUUAAAACGCUGUUAGAAGGUUUACGAUGUCAUUGAAUGCAACACGCGUCACAUGACACAUGAAUAUUCAUCGAGUUUUAGUUGUGAUUUCAUGAUUGAGGCUGUUUUGAGUCAAAUUUAACCCGUGUUUACGUCUGACAGCAGUAAAAAUAGCAUCAAUGUCAUUAUUUUAGGCUGAAAGUGACCAAAAAACACACAGAACAAUGUAAGACAUGGCUUUCAGGUUCACACUCUUCUUUUGGACGACACACCUGAAUGAAGAAGCUCCGCCCCCCUGAAGAAGCGCUGACCUCAUGCUUUGUAAUCUCUUAAUCUGCUGUGCGCUGCCACAGAGAGUUAAUCUCAUCUCUCUGGGAACAUCAACAGCUAACACUGUUAUAUAACAAGAGUCAAAAGAUCACAUGAAACAAAACGUCUCGUGUGACACCAUGAAUCAUCCUCUCAUACGGCACACACACAUACACAUUCACUGUUGCAUGUUUUAGUUUUUGUCCUCGUGUCCUCUCGUCUUCUCGUCCACACUGACCUGACGUUGGACGAUUGAAGGGAUUGACACAGAGCUGAAUUGAGGUGGGAUUACAGCUCAUGACACCGCUUUAAUCCCUGGUUCCUUAUUGAGGAGAAGAGUCUGAAAGACGGGGCAGAGGUGAAGCGGUGAAGGAAGCUCACACUGUCUGUCCACUGGUCUCAUGUCUCACACGUGUGUGUGUGUCCGUCCCCUCCUCCUCGCUCCAUCCACCUGAGUCCUCGUCCGUCACUGUGCAGGACACAGAGGACAGAGACGCUGAGACUCUGACUCCAGCAUGUGAGAAGAGAACUCUUGUCUCUGUGUCCUCAUGAAGUUAAAUCUGUGGAUUUGAUUUGAUGAAGAGCAACAAUCUGGAAACUUGCAGCGAUGCCUGGAAGCCACUUCCAGUUGACCAACACAAAGCUGCGCCACAGCCUCUACAGCCUGACGGACAGCUCCGCCGCCGGCUCUGAGGACGAGGAGGCCGAGGCCCCGCCUCCGCUCAGCCCGCUGCAGAAGCUCACCAGCGACAUGUGCAAGGACGAGAAGACCAUCAAGGACCUGAUCAUCGGCCGCAGGGUCGGCUUCUACAAGGUGCGCGGGGAGAUCGGCUGCGGGGCUUUCUCCAGGGUCAAACUGGGCUUCCACGCUCUCACCAAAGACAAAGUGGCCGUGAAGGUCCUGGACAAGACCCGGCUGGACGCUCAGGCCCAGCGUCUGCUCUCCAGAGAGAUCAGCAGCAUGGAGUCCCUGCAGCAUCCCAACCUGGUGCGACUGUUCGAGGUGGUGGAGACGCCCAGCCGCCUCCACCUGGUGCUGGAGUACGCGGGAGGAGGCGACCUCCACGACAGGAUCUGCACCAAGGGCAAGUUUUCUGACAACACCAGCAAGGUCACGUUCGCGCAGAUCCUCUCCGCCAUCAAAUACAUGCACAACAACAACAUCAUCCACCGCGACCUGAAGGCGGAGAACGUCCUCUUCACCAGCCGCGGCUGUGUGAAGGUGGCUGAUUUCGGCUUCAGUACGCAGGUUUCAAACCUCAACAACGGCCUGGACACCUUCUGCGGGUCUCCGCCGUACGCCGCGCCAGAACUCUUCAAGGACGAGAGUUACCUGGGGCCGCCGGUGGACGUGUGGGCCAUGGGCGUGUUGCUCUUCUUCAUGACCACCGGCACCAUGCCAUUCCGCGCCGAAACCCUGGGCAAGCUGCGGCGCUGCAUCAUCAACGCCGCCUACACCGUGCCUCCCUGGGUUCCCGGGCCCUGCCAGAGGCUCGUGAAGGGAAUCCUGAAGCCGGAUCCCACCGACCGCUACGCCAUCGACCAGAUGCUGGGCUGUGAUUGGCUCUUACCGGUGGAGUUUCCCUGGUCACUGGUGCCGCACGAACCUGUGAGUCCUUUUCAGAGUCUGCUGGGCUCAGAGAGCUGGGACCUGGAGGAGGAGGAGGAGGAGGAGAUCAGGAGCUCGCUGGAGGAGCUCGGCUUUACCGCGGAACAUCUGCGCCACAACCAGCUGAAAGACAUCCGCUGCCCCGUCACCGGCGUCUACAGGAUCAUGGUGCACCGGGCGCAGAAGAGCCGGGGCUACGACUGUCCGCCUGUGGUCCGAGGGAUGGUCAGGGACCCGAAGAGGGAGGGGCUCCGGGCCUACAGAGGCCUCAGACACACCUCCAAGCUCUGUGUGCUGUCAUGAACAACCAGCGGUCUAAGAAGAUGCAGAACACAGACGACUGGAUUUUAACUCAUCCAAGAUGAUUCUUCAAUUCUGGAUGAUCUUAGUCUGACUAACGUCGGACCGUUAAUCUCAUUUGAGAUGGAGUUUAAGUCGGAGGAGGCGGAGCCAACGACCGAUCAGAGCAGUGCUUUUAGAUUGCUUUUUUUUUAUAUUUUACACUUGUGUACAAAUGUGACUGAAUAAAAGCCAACGACGUAAUAAGUCAUAAAAAAUGAACUUUGUGUUAUUUUAUCAUGCGCUUAAGUUCUUCAACUCAAGAACCUGGUGAGUUUGUCACGGAGCAAAAGCUCCUGAAGAAGUUCUUUUAUGUAUGAAUAUCCAGAAAAAUGCAGAUGUUAAUUCUUAUUUUUCAUAAAAAGUGAUUAAAAGUUGUAUUUUGUAACCUGC